UAUCUGCGCUACAAUUGGUCGAGCCCCAGUGAAUAAGCACAUUUGUCAUAACCGGUGUCUAAAUAUCUCGAGUCACUGUGACGAAACGAACGCUGAAUACUGCGUUGGACCUGUCAAACUUUCGUGGUUACUUUGUUAAAAUACUUUGUGUUCGUUGUGUGGAUGUGUAAUACGAUGAUGACGAUGAGACUGUGAGACAGCAAAACAGUGAAGUCUGUAUUUUCGAGUCGAUAAACUCAAGAUAGAUUGCGUUUGCCAACAGUAGCGUUGCGUUUUUGUUUGUAAACAAUACUUUAUUCUGAAUCAGUUGCCAUGGCUGAUGGAAGUUCCUACACAGUGCAACUGUUCGUUUAUGACCUGUCAAAAGGACUGGCCCGUCAGCUGAGCCCCAUGAUGUUAGGGAAGACAGUCGAGGGAAUAUGGCACACUGGUAUAGUGGCUUACGGGGAAGAGUUUUUCUUUGGAGGAGGAGGUGUUACAAGCUGCUAUCCAGGUUGUACUAUUCUUGGUAUGCCUGAUUCCACAGUGGACCUCGGAAACACAGAAGUUCCCCGAGACCUUUUUCAGGAAUGGCUGUCUUCGCUCGGGGAGUCCACUUAUAGACCUGAAAAAUACCACCUUUUUGAACACAACUGUAACACCUUCAGCUCUGAGGUUGCACAGUUUUUAACAGGAAAAAAGAUUCCCUCAUACAUCACGGAUCUUCCAUCUGAAGUUCUCUCUACACCUUUUGGACAAGCGCUCCGUCCUCUUCUGGAUUCAAUCACCGUCACUCCAUCUGGGAACAAUGGCAUGAAUGGAUAUGGCCAGAGGUAGAAGAUCUGGCUGCGUCUAAGAAUGUAUUAAAACAGCAGUCAUGAAGAGUCACAUUGUGCCUUUCGAGAUCUAAAAUAGCUUUUAUAUAAAGCAGGGCUUCAAGUUUUUCUGCUCAGUGCCUUUUCAUAAAGUCAUACGUUUUUCAGUCUUUUUUUAUGUUAUCUUCAGUGAUCUGCUGUGUAGACAGAGGGACCAAUUAAUGUGUAUUGUUGACUCUUCAGAAUAGGAUUUACAAAUCCACUCGGACAAACAACCAGUGGAUAGAACAUGUGGAAGAGGACAUUUUUACCAGGACUGCAGGUGAAUUUUAGAAUAUACAAAAGCUAAGUGCUAUGAAAGGGAUAGCAUACCCAAAAAUGAACAUUCUGUCUUACACAUAUUUCAUUUUUAUAAAACCUGUUUGGGUUUCUGUUAAGCACAAAAGAAGAUAUACUGAAAAAAUGUUGUAAAGUAGCAGCAAUUGACUUCCAUACUAUUAUUGUUCCUACUAUUUAUGUCAAUAGCUUCUGGUUUCCAAUGUUCUUCAGAAUAUGUUGUUUUGGGUUUAACGGAUGUCAGAAAUUCAUAAAUGUUUAAAGUCCACAUGAACCGGAAACUGUGACAGUUUUUUUUUUAAUUUCAUAUUUUGACACAGUUUCUAGAGAAAUGGAAUAUUAAAUGAGAAACCAGUGAGCAAGGCUUGUUUUUCGAUGUUCAUUUUGAUUGGAUGUAGCAAAGUAGGCAUUUCAUUCAGAAAGUUCAGGAAAAGGGUUUGGGAAGAGUUAUUACAGCCUAACAGACACCUCCUCCUCACCAUUUCUGUUUGUUGUCAAAACUAACAGUUGGAGGGGCGUGUAAAAUAUGUUAACCACGCCCAAUAUCUCAAAAUCACGUAAUCUGACAAUUUAACUGAAAACAAAAAACAGGAAGUGCAUUUUCAUAUUUUAAAUUUAGAUUACAAAGAGUAAACAAUUUAAUGACAAUGACCUGCACAGAUGAAUUGUUCACCCAAAACUGGCAAUGUGAGCUAACAAAAUCAUAUAGUUAGUUUUGAUUUCAUUUACACUUUAAAACCACAUGAGUAAAUGUGAAGAAAUGUACAUUUUUGGGUCAACUAUCCCUUUAAGCCUGUUAGAAUGCAGUAAGACACCCCUAUAUGCCAGGCUAAGAAUGUAGAAAUAUCCCUGUGUGGGAUUUGUUUUAAGAUAAUUAUAGUAAGUCGUUACGUUAAGUUAUAAUUACCAAAGCACACUUGCUGCUAUUUAAAAGAAAAAAAGUAAAAAAAACAAAACAUAGAUAUAUAAUGUUUUCUCUAUAUUGCAAACUGCAAGCCAAAGCUAUUUUACUAAGAAAUUGUAGCAGGAUUCCCCUCAUUGGUCUGCAGGUGUCUCUGUCCUACCUCAACAUGAUCUGUAACUUCAGAUGCUUUCAGAGAAGUAGAGGAUGAAAAUGAGGUUGCAGAUUAGUACAAAAUAUGCUAUUGUGAUUAAUACUCACAUCAAGAGUGCAAUCCUAUUAAAAAUGCAUACAAUUGUUACUGUUAGAUUAAGUGGGUAAAUGUUUUUGAGAUUUUUUAGAUUUCUAACUUGUAUUUCCAUACGUUUAAUCAGUUCUUUCCUUUGUAUUUAAAAAAAGAUUUUUGACUAUUAAUACUUGCGUUCAUCUCAAAAUGAAAAUCUGUCACGAUUUACUCAAACUUCUGUCAUUCAAAAUCUAUUAGAAAAUUGAGAUGAAAGUAUUUUUAGUUAAAGGUUUUCUGAAAGACCUGAUCACACUCUAAAAUGAAUGGAUAUCAUUUGGGUUUUUAUUCACAAAAUUCACCAGUGUUUAUGGGUGUGAAUAAACAAUAACAGAAUAAAAUAUUUUGGUGAAUUAACAUUUAUAUUCUUAUAAAUGAAUAUAUAUAUUGAAUAUAACCUCUGGUUUCAUAUAUACUCUUAAGGUUUACGGGGACAAAUCACAUUACAGCAAGCACAAUAAUAGUGUCACAAAUAUGAAGUUAACCGAUAUUUUACAAAAUAUGACAAGCAAUGGACCCAAUAGGGCAUUUUUUGUAUUUCUUUUUCAGUUUAGUCAUUACAAACAAAUUACUUUGCCAUGAUACAAUGAGACAUGUGCACGAUUUUUAAUCAAAAGUUUCAGAAUGUCUGAAUUUUAUAUAUAAAAUACAUUUUAUUCUUAAUCUCACUGUCUAUAGUCUACCCCAUGGUCUAUUUAGCAAGUUCAUGUUCAGCUGUCUAAGGUCUGAGCUAUACUGUUUGUAACUUGAGCUCUUAAUUCCUUUCUGCUUCAUAUAUGUAUCUGUGUAUUAAAUAUAAUCUUGUCUCUAUUGAAAGACAAAUUAAAACAUGACAGUUUAAAGAA
This is a messenger RNA of Danio aesculapii, 3159 nucleotides long. RefSeq names its product desumoylating isopeptidase 1b (gene desi1b). Gene Ontology annotation, biological process: protein modification by small protein removal. Bases 313 to 816 code for a protein of 167 amino acids. Gene Ontology annotation, molecular function: peptidase activity. The transcript has 6 exons. The record is from RefSeq and is a predicted model, not a curated record. Lineage: Eukaryota; Metazoa; Chordata; Actinopteri; Cypriniformes; Danionidae.